GCCGGCCGAGCGGAGUCCGCGCCUACCCGCGCUGAGCUGCCCGCUCCGGCGGCUGCGCUGCUCGCCUGCCGCGACGUCGCGCCGGGGUCUCCAAGCAUGACCGAGCUGAGGCAGAGGGCGGUCCGGGAGCCGGACGCGCCGCCCGAGGACAAGGAAUCGGAGUCAGAAGCAAAGGUAGAUGGAGAGACUGCAUCGGACAGUGAGAGCCGAGCGGAAGCUGCUCCUUUAUCAACCUCUGCAGAUGAUACCCCAGAGGUCCUCAACAGGGCCCUUUCCAACUUGUCUUCAAGAUGGAAGAACUGGUGGGUGAGAGGCAUCCUGACUUUGGCCAUGAUUGCAUUUUUCUUCAUCAUCAUUUACCUGGGACCAAUGGUUUUAAUGAUCAUUGUGAUGUGUGUUCAGAUUAAGUGUUUCCAUGAGAUUAUCACUAUUGGCUACAACGUCUACCACUCCUAUGACCUGCCCUGGUUCAGAACCCUCAGCUGGUACUUUCUCCUGUGUGUAAAUUACUUCUUCUAUGGUGAGACGGUGACCGAUUACUUCUUCACUCUGGUCCAGAGAGAGGAGCCUUUGAGGAUUCUCAGUAAAUACCACCGGUUCAUUUCCUUUACUCUCUACCUAAUAGGAUUCUGCAUGUUUGUACUGAGUCUGGUCAAGAAGCAUUAUCGACUGCAGUUCUACAUGUUUGGUUGGACCCAUGUAACAUUACUGAUUGUUGUAACUCAGUCACAUCUCGUUAUCCACAACCUGUUUGAAGGAAUGAUCUGGUUCAUUGUCCCCAUCUCUUGUGUGAUCUGUAAUGACAUUAUGGCCUAUAUGUUUGGCUUCUUCUUUGGUCGGACCCCACUCAUUAAGCUGUCCCCGAAGAAGACCUGGGAAGGCUUCAUUGGGGGCUUCUUUGCUACUGUGGUGUUUGGCCUUCUGCUGUCCUAUGUGAUGUCCGGGUACAGAUGCUUUGUCUGCCCCGUGGAAUACAACAAUGACACCAACAGCUUCACUGUGGACUGUGAGCCCUCGGACCUCUUUCGUUUGCAGGAGUACAACAUCCCUGAGGUGAUCCAGUCGGUCAUUGGCUUGACAACAGUCUGGAUGUACCCCUUCCAGAUUCACAGCAUCGCCCUCUCCACGUUCGCCUCGCUCAUCGGCCCCUUUGGAGGGUUCUUUGCAAGUGGAUUCAAACGAGCCUUUAAAAUCAAAGACUUUGCCAACACCAUUCCUGGCCACGGAGGCAUCAUGGAUCGCUUUGACUGCCAGUACCUGAUGGCCACCUUUGUCAACGUGUACAUUGCCAGUUUUAUCAGGGGCCCCAACCCAAGCAAGCUGAUUCAGCAGUUCCUGACCUUGCGUCCAGAUCAACAGCUGCACAUCUUCAACACACUCAGAUCUCACCUGGCUGACAAGGGGAUGCUGACAGCCACCACAGAGGAUGAGUAGGGGCCCCAGGGCCGAGACAGCAGGAGCAAACGGAGCGAGGGGCUGGGCUCCAAGGCAAAGCCCCACUGGUGUGACUCAGUCAAUGACAAGGCUUCAACUCACUGUUUUUUUUUUUUUUUUUGGUAGAGUGUUUUUUAUUUGCGGGUUUUCAAAACAAUCUGUAUAUAUAGUCUAUGUGCUUAUGAUUUGGGUUGUGGGUAAGCUACAGCUUUGAGUUGGAAAGAAGUCACAGGGAUCAGACCAUUUGGGUUUUUUAAACAAAAGUUUUAACCUGGAAGACAGUGUUGCCCAACUGGGGUACAUCUGCUUGGUUCUUCUUACUCUCAAGCUAGAGUUUCUGUUGCUGGGCUCGCUAAGAGAGUGGAUGUCCAUCUG
Molecule: messenger RNA, 1809 nt
Organism: Neomonachus schauinslandi (Hawaiian monk seal)
Lineage: Eukaryota; Metazoa; Chordata; Mammalia; Carnivora; Phocidae
Gene: CDS2
Product: CDP-diacylglycerol synthase 2
Exons: 13
Coding region: 97-1434 (445 amino acids)
Cellular component (GO): endoplasmic reticulum membrane
Molecular function (GO): phosphatidate cytidylyltransferase activity
Source: RefSeq, a predicted model, not a curated record